AUCUGUUCCCCCUUUUCUCAGACUGGCUGGGUGCCCCUCCACCCGCGCUUCCCUUCCUCCUCCUCCUCCUCCUCGCGGGCUCUUUCUUCCCUCUCCCCUCCCCCAGCAUGCCUCCCGGCGUGCUUCCCUUCCCCCCGCCUCUCGGCCCCGCACUCUCCCCUCCCCCGCCUGCUGCCUUGUGACACAUCCUGGGCCCUCCCGGAGGCCGUAGCCGCGGCUGGGCGGCACUGCUGGCCACCCCCUCCUCCCGAGCCGCAACCCAGCUCAACCUGCGGCGGCCGCGGCCCUGCUGCUGCUGCAGUCAUGGCUGCUGACGGGGUGGACGAACGUUCGCCUCUGCUGUCAGCAUCCCACUCGGGAAAUGUCACUCCCACAGCCCCGCCGUACUUGCAGGACGGCAGCCCAAAAGCUGAACUCCCACCUCCGUAUACAGCCAUUGCCAGUCCGGGAGCCAGUGGGGUUCCCGUGAUCAACUGUCGCGUGUGCCAAUCACUCAUCAACUUGGAUGGUAAACUUCACCAGCAUGUGGUUAAGUGCACAGUUUGCAAUGAAGCUACGCCAAUCAAAACCCCCCCAACAGGGAAGAAAUAUGUUAGAUGCCCUUGUAAUUGUCUCCUCAUAUGUAAGGACACAUCUCGGCGAAUAGGAUGUCCGAGACCCAACUGUCGACGCAUAAUUAACCUUGGCCCCGUAAUGCUCAUUUCUGAAGAACAACCGACUCAACCUGCAUUGCCAAUCCAGCCGGAAGGUACAAGGGUUGUGUGUGGGCACUGCGGAAACACAUUCCUGUGGAUGGAACUGAGGUUCAACACUCUGGCAAAAUGCCCACACUGCAAAAAAAUCUCUUCAGUAGGUAGUGCACUUCCCCGGAGACGCUGCUGUGCGUAUGUCACCAUUGGAAUGAUAUGCAUUUUCAUUGGAGUUGGACUAACUGUUGGCACACAAGAUUUUUCAAGGCGAUUUCAUGCAACCUACGUUUCUUGGGCACUUGCUUAUCUCAUAGGUUUGAUUUGCCUUAUCCGAGCUUGUUACUGGGGUGCAAUAAGGGUCAGUUAUCCUGAACACAGUUUUGCUUAAAUCUACCCCUGAAUCCUUGAUGCAGGUGAGAGUGUCCAGUAGUUCUUGAUAAGCUCUUUUGGACACAUCACAUCAUUUAUCCUAGUGGAUUCCAUCCUGCUUUGUAUAAUAGUUUCAAGACUUUGUGAGUCUUUCCUGAACAGAUGCUCACUACAGUACAUUAUAUGCAAGUUCAUUUUGCUGCUAGGUUAUCAAACUUGGAAAAAUAAAGUGCGUCUUUGUUCUUUUAAAUCAAUCAAAGAUAUUUUUGGAUUUGUCAUCACAUGUUAUGUCUAAUAUCAGUUUUUUAUUAUGUUUAAAACAGUUAUUCCAUUACUUGCUGAUCUGUGACUAUUCCCAAGAAGUGUUUAUAAAUGUUUCUACAAUAGGUUCACAUUUUUACUUACAUUUUCAACAGAAUUGCUUGCUUUAAAAAUCUAAGCAAUAUGCAUUUUUGCUUGAACUGCUUACUGUAAUUUUAACCUAAGAUUAUAGUUACCUUAUUCAGGAAAGAAAAAAACUGAGUGUACUUUCCAAAACUUGACAUUCUUGUCAGAGAAGCAUUUCUAGUUAUUAUAUGCUUGUUUUUUGUUGUUUGUAGAAAGAUACAAUAUUUUGGUAGUAAAUUAAAAUACUUAGGGUGAACAUAUUUCUCCACAGUUGGAUAUGUCAGAUAAGUGUCUUUUCUCUAAGAUUAUAGAGCUUUUGCCUUUCAUUUUUGUCUUUUUAUUUAGCAUUUACAAAAAUCUGGUCUGGAUUUAUGGAAUUUAUUGUUGAUCUGCUGGGUGUAUCCCUUUAUAGACUGGAGGAACUAUUUCAGAAAACAUGUUUUAUAAGACUUCAUCAUCUCAUCAAAGACAUAUUUACAUGGUGUUGCACUCCCUUUCCUUAGACCAUGGCAAAUUUUUGAGAUACUUGUUCAGCCAUUUCUCUGUGAAGAGAACUAUGGCGUCUUGCAUUAGCUGAAAUGUUAGAAUUAGAUUCUCUUACCAUUUCUCAGCUGACCAGAUAUGAAUGACUCAAUUUAUUCAAGAAAAUGGAUCAGAGAUAAAGAUCUUCACGGCUUUCUAAAACUUCGCUUGGGAUUCAUGGAGUCAGCUCUUGCACUGCCCGUUUUUGCAGUAUUGGAGGAAUUAUUCAAUCAAGAGUUAAUGGUCUAAACUCUUUCAAAUUGUAGAAUUAGACAAUGAGAUGACCUGAGUAAAUUAGUAUGUGAUUCCAAAGGACAAGACUAAUAUUUUAAAUUAUUUAUGUUCCUGAUUAAUAUAAAAAUGUACUUACAGUGAAGUUUGGAGUGAAAUACAUGUAAACCUCAAGGAGAAAAUGAAAUGAUAAAUGUAUAAAUGCAGUAGCUCAGGAUUAUAUGUAUCUUUGAAAAUACACUAAUAAAGAUUAUUAUUCAAAAA
Molecule: messenger RNA, 2462 nt
Organism: Mesocricetus auratus (golden hamster)
Lineage: Eukaryota; Metazoa; Chordata; Mammalia; Rodentia; Cricetidae
Gene: Pip4p2
Product: phosphatidylinositol-4,5-bisphosphate 4-phosphatase 2
Exons: 7
Coding region: 304-1077 (257 amino acids)
Biological process (GO): phosphatidylinositol dephosphorylation
Cellular component (GO): late endosome membrane; plasma membrane; lysosomal membrane
Molecular function (GO): phosphatidylinositol-4,5-bisphosphate 4-phosphatase activity
Source: RefSeq, a predicted model, not a curated record